GCGAUACGGAUGGCACUAAGGAGUUAUCUCCAUUUGGUUAUGCAGACAUUGGGUCAAACAAUCAUCUGUCAUGGUCCGCCUUUAAUGAUUUAUCCAAAUGUCAACACACUGUUGCGGUCCGAGUCCACACACUUCUUAUUUCUAACAAUUACUGCAUGUUUAUGUGGGCGUCCUGUCCCGUAAAUUAAUAGGACAUAACAGGGUUUUGGACUACGUUGAGUACACAUUAUGACCUCUGUUUGUGCCAAAAAACUACUUUGCUAUCUUUCAAUUGGUAUUUUAUCUCUGUUCAUCUGUACAGAAUGCUCCAGCGCUACGGUGAGGCUGGCGGGCCGCGAUUCGUCGCGUUGCUCCGGCCGAGUGGAGGUCCUCCACAGCGGCAUCUGGGGCACCGUUUGUGACGACCACUGGAACAUGGCCAACGCCCAGGUGGUGUGUCGCGAGCUGCAGUGCGGUUCCGCACUGGCCAUCCGGAAAGCCGCGUACUAUGGCCAGGCCAAGGACCGAAUCUGGUUGGAUGACGUGCAGUGCACCGGAAGCGAACUGUCCAUCCUCAAGUGCCAGCAUAGGCCCUUGGGGGAGAACAACUGCGGUCACAGCGAAGAUGCCGGUGUGGUCUGCUCGGAUCACGUGCGAGUGAUCAACGGAAGCAAUCGGUGUAACGGCCGACUGGAGCUCUUCCUGGACGGCCACUGGAACAAAGUGUGCGCUGACCUGGGCGUGCCCGAAUCCAAGGUGGUGUGCAAGGAGCUCAACUGUGGAAAUCCUCUGGUUUCUGCUGAAAACCUGUAUUUUGGAGAAUCGCGCGACCUCUUAGGGAUGAAAACCACCUGUUCGGGCAACGAGAGCUCCAUCUCGCAAUGCUCGCACAAGUCCAUCAGAGACCACUGCGUUGAUGCCACCGCUUCCUGCUACAACAGCCAACCCAUUCGUCUGGUCAACGGGACCAACCGCUGCUCGGGCCGAGUGGAGCUCUUGUACUCGGACCAGUGGGGGACGGUGUGCGACGACAAAUGGGGUAUCCAGGAGGCGACCGUGGCAUGCCGCGAGAUGGGCUGUGGGGCUCCCCUGGAAGUCAAGUACAAGGCCUUCUUUGGCAGCGGCGACGAGCAAACGUGGCUGGACGAUAUGGAGUGCACAGGCCAGGAGAAGUCGCUAAGUGAGUGCUCGCACAGAGGAUUUGGGGAGCACGACUGCAGCCAUAGCGAGGAUGCCGGCGUCAUAUGUUCAGAAACACUCCGACUGACCAACGGGAGCUCACUCUGCUCGGGCCGCCUGGAGGUCCGCCACAACAACGAGUGGGGCAAGUUGUGUGAUCACAACUGGGGCACCAAGGAGGCCAUCAUGGUAUGUCAGGAGCUCAACUGCGGAGGUCUUAACAAAUCCAUCGAGUACUUCGGCGAAAGCCAGCUCAGGAAAUACAGGGGGACCUGUCCGAGUGGUGCCACCUCAUUCUCUCAGUGCAGCGUCCAGGAAACCACCGAGAAGUGCCAAGGGGUUUCGCUUUCAUGUGUGGGCACUCCCACAGUACGGCUCGUCAACGGCACGGACCGAUGCUCGGGCCGAGUGGAAUUCUACCACGAUGGCGUUUGGGGGACGGUGUGUGACGACUCGUGGGACAUUCGAGACGCUCAAGUGGUGUGCCGAGCCAUGGACUGCGGCACGGCCAUGACGGCCAAAUCAGGUGCCUAUUUUGGCGAAGGCGCGGGAGAAAUCUGGCUGGAUGACGUGGAAUGCGUGGGCAACGAGUCGUCUUUGAGCAACUGCGCGCAUUCAUCCUUCGGCGAUAACAACUGCAAUCACGGCGAAGACGCUGCAGUGAUGUGCUCAGCAACCAUCAGACUGAUAAAUGGUACCAACCAGUGUUCGGGACGGGUGGAGGUCCACCAGCAAGGCCACUGGUGGUCGGUGUUCAACCCCCAGUGGGGGCUGCAUGAAGCGGCAGUAGUGUGCCGGGAGAUGCACUGCGGCGAUCCCGUGAAGGUGUCGGGCUCUUUCGGGCAAAGUGGUGCCGUACAUGUGUACAAAAUUGGCUGCAACGGGAGGGAGACUUCAAUCACGCAGUGCUCAUUGCGGGAGUAUGUUCGAAGUGGCCACGAUCUCGCCGAGGAGGCAUCUGUCCAAUGCUCAGGCAACGUGAGGUUGACCGGUGGCCACAACCAUUGUACAGGGAGGGUGGAGUUCUACAACAAUGGCCGCUGGGGGGACGUCUGCAGUGAAAUGUGGGACAGCAAUGAUGCGGCGGUGGUGUGCAAGCAGCUGAAUUGCGGCACUGUCCAUAAGAUCACUUCAGGGACGGAGUACGGCCCCGGCUCGGGACACGUCUGGAUCGAGCAGAUCGAAUGCAGCGGGAUGGAGUCCACGUUGGCGCAGUGCGCGCAAAGUUCCUUCCAGGAGAGAUCGUGCAACACCACGUCACUCGCCGGUGUCAUCUGCUCAGACAGCUUGGAAGUGCGCUUGGUGAACAGUGACGUUGAGUGCACGGGCAGAGUGGAGGUCCAGCACGACAACGCGUGGCACUCGGUGUGCGACGACCACUGGGACCUUGCUAAGUCCGACUUGGUGUGCGAUCAUUUGCAGUGCGGUCGCGUGGUGAGCGUCCAUGGCGGCGCCCAUUACGGCCAAAGCAGUGGGCCCGUGGUGGAGGCCAGUGAUGCCUGUUUCGCCAAUGCCACCACUCUUCACCAGUGCUCGUUCAAGGGUUUCACCAGGUCAACGUGCGAGCAUGAUCAUGACGUGGGUGUUUCUUGUGCAGAAAAGAUACAGCUGGUUGACGGCUGGAGUGGAUGUUCCGGUCGGUUGGAGGUGUUCCACGGCGGCUUGUGGGGGACUGUGUGCGACGAUGAGUGGGUGCUGACCGCUGCCGAUGUGGUGUGCCGACAGCUAGGCUGUGGCCAUGCCGUGUCGGCCCCCUCCAACGCGCACUUCGGGUGGGGUACUGGCCCAAUAUGGCUGGACAACGUGGUCUGCGAAGGUCAGGAGUUGGCCAUCACACACUGCACUCAUCAGGGUUUCGGGGAAAAUAACUGUGGACACUCUGAGGACACUGGAGUCAUCUGUUUGGGCGCUCUGGAGAAGCCUCAGAUCACAGUGAGUCCAUCCGCGGUGGUCAACUGGGGUGACAAUGUGGAGUUCACCUGCACCAUCCUGACUGAGCACAUAGGCGGCACCUUCUUGCUGAAAAGGUUACAGGGGUCAUUGAAGCUCCACAAGUAUAGCGAAAGUGAGGGGGCCACCUUCAGCUUGCCAAGAGUAAACUUCAGCCACCAGGGCUCGUACUUCUGCGAGUACCAGAAGAAAGUGGACGGUAACAUAAUCUACUAUCCUCAAGGAGAUCCCAUGGAACUAAUCAUCAAAGUCUCGCUGGAGAAGCCGCUCAUAUCCAUGACCACCUUCCAAGUGAUGGUGAUCUACACCCCUCGGGAGGUGUCAGUCACACGAGGCAGCAGCUUCUCCGUCACAUGCUCCGUCCAUUCCCUGUACCCUCACGGCAUGUUCUAUCUGAAGAACACCAACACCAACGCCACCACUUCCAAGGCAGCGUUCGGACACACCGUUUUUUACGUGGCCUUGUUCGAAUUCCCCGACAUAGAGGACAAAGACCAAGGAGCUUACAUCUGUCACUACGCCGUUAACAUCUCCUCCAAGGCUUUUUGGUCCACACCCUCUAUGUCUCUUUAUAUCAACGUUGUCUCUGCAUCUUCUUCGUCAGUGGUCUCAGGACUGGUGAGUGGGUUGGUGCUCCUGCUGCUAAUUGUCAUUGUGGGUUAUCUGGUCUGGAGAAGACAAAGGCAGCAUGCUGGUACCUUGAUUCAGUUCAGCAACCGAUUUGGAGGAGCCACGAAAGCUUACUCAGAAGACACGGGCAACGGAGGGCUUGAGGACAGGGAUAGCAGCACACCCACCAACGAGGGAGGUGCUCAAAGCCUUCCGACGGACAAGACUGCUGAGGUGGACUCUGAGAACUUCGUGGAGACGGUCCCUGAGGACCUGGCCGGCCGAGUGUGUUAUGAGCUGGAACCACUCGUUUACUCCUGAUGUUGUGUCUUUAAACAUGCCACACUUUACACUACAAAAUAUAUUAACAACGAUAUCGUUCCUCAGCUUUGUACACUGUCUUAAUAUUGCUGGAUUGGUAAAAUUUUAAUAUUUUAUUUUAUUCUUAUUUUAUAAAUAAUACAUUAUGCCUUAAUUGCUUUUUAGUAACCAAGCGCUGCAGCAGGAUUGAUCAGAUUUCUGGUCACGUCACAGAGGUCACUUGUUGCUAGGCGGAUUUCAUGAAGUGUGACAAGUUUAUUCGGACACAAUUUUGCAAUUGAAUCCGUACUAUUAAACAUAAAGUACGUAUUGGAAAGAGCUUUUUAAAAUCAAAUUUAACACCAUAUUUACCUCAGAUAUGCCAAUUAUCAUAAAAUGCAUGAGUGCAAAUAAAAGCCUCCUCUCUACUAAACACAUCACCUAAAGUAAACACCCUCAAUCUCUCUGAAGUCAGGUAAGAUUAAAUGCCUUUGCACAAAUAAAUGUGUUACAUAAUAUUAAACAUGUUGCCUUUGAUGAAUUGCUUCUCUCUAAUAAUUACAAUAAAUGGUUCAUGCUCCGAUGUAAUUUUUAUGAAAACUAUCAAAUUAAUUUGUACAAAUACAAGGCCGCCUCUCUCAUGUUACAUUUUUCAAACAUGCAUACUCUCUAAAGUAAUAUUAAAUAUUACUGUAAAUGCAUUUUAUGGAAAAUAUGAAACAUCUUGCCUCUUAAAAACACCUCCUUUCUAAUAAACUCACAAACUUUAAUAAAUGGCUCACUAAAAUGUAUUUGUAAAAAUUAAAGCCCUCUAUAAAUGCCUUUAUUAAACAUGACAUAGUCUAAAGUACCGUAAUUUGUCGUGUAAAAUGUGCACCCAUGUAUAAUACGCACCCCCAAAGUUGACGUCAUAAUUCUGGAAAACCCUUCUACCUAUGUGUAAUGCGUUUUUACAAUGCAUGAUUUUGCUUCUUCCCAUAUGAUCAGAACAUGAAGUAUUAUCUGUAUUUUGUUAGUUUUUUUUCAAAUAAUUAUUCUGAAGUUAAGCACUUUAUUUGAUCAAGUAAUACUUUAUUUUUAUUUACUUGCUCUUAUUUCACAGCCCUACUUUUAUUUAGUAAAUAAGGAAACACACAUAGCAGAAUUUGUAAGAUGUGUACAAUUCUUUAAAGAAAACAUGAAGGGCGAGGGCGGCACGGUUAGGGCGUCAGCCUCACAGUUCUGAGGACCCGGGUUCAAUCCCCGGCCCCGCCUGUGUGGAGUUUGCAUGUUCUCCCCGUGCCUGCGUGGGUUUUCUCCGGGCACUCCGGUUUCCUCCCACAUCCCAAAAACAUGCAUUAAUUGGAGACUCUAAUUUGCCCGUAGGUGUGGCUGUGAGUGCGAAUGGUUGUUUGUUAGUAUGUGACCUGCGAUUGGCUGGCAACCAGUUCAGGGUGUACCCCGCCUCCUGUCCGAUGACAGCUGGGAUAGGCUGUCAUCGGAUAGGCUCCAGCACGCUGCUGGGAUAGGCUCCAGCACGCCCGCGACCCUAGUGAGGAGAAGCGGCUCAGAAAAUGGAUGGAUGGAUGGAUGAAGGGCGAGGCGAAACACAUUUAAUUUUAUUUUAAUGGGAUUCAAAUUAAACGGUCAAGCAUUUCAGAAAAGCAUUAUCAUUAAACAAAACAUAACCAUAAAGAAAUUAAUGAUGGUUGUUGUUCAGUCAUCAGUCAUAUUAAAAAAUUAAUUAAAAAAAUCACAAAUUCUGCCAGAGUAUGUAAACUUAUGAGCACAACUGUACAUACAUGCAGUCAUUCGUACCCUUCUCAUAUUGGAAUGAAAGUGUAGGCUACAUCUUUUUCAUAACCACAAGGUGCCGGUGGCAUAUUAGAAUGAAAAUGUACACCUUUCUCAUAACCUCGAGGGGGUGGUGGCAUUUUGGAAUGAAAGUAUACAGCUUUUUCAUAACCUCUAGAUGGCGGCAUGCAUUUAUAAAAUGGUAAAGUUUUUUCCAUUUCCCCUUAUACCUAUGAACAAUGCGCACUAUUGAGUUUUGACAAUCUUUGGGGGGGAAAUAUGCGCAUUAUACAUGAGAAAUUACAGUAAAUUAAUACUAAUAUAAAGGGCAUUUGAACAAAUAAAUUACUCCUUAAUAAAUGCCUUCCCUCUAAUCAGCAUCUCAUGCUCUCAGUCGUAAAUACAGUAAAUCCCCUUUCCUCAAUUUGAGGACGUGGGCUGCUUAUAAUACAGUAACUCUUGUGUUAUUUUUUCAACUAUGACUUCAUUGGCUUGAAGUAGUAAAAGCCCCCCGGCCCCCAGCCCCCACCCAUGAAUAUUUUCCCCUCAUUUUUAGUGCUGGAAUUGUUUAUUUUUUUAUUAUGAUUAGCUAUGUUUGUAAAUGCCCACAACAAUAAAACUUUAUUUCUUAUA
Messenger RNA from Phyllopteryx taeniolatus (common seadragon), 6423 nucleotides. Its product is annotated as scavenger receptor cysteine-rich type 1 protein M130-like. Lineage: Eukaryota; Metazoa; Chordata; Actinopteri; Syngnathiformes; Syngnathidae. The coding region runs from base 229 to 4038 and encodes 1269 amino acids. Gene Ontology annotation, cellular component: membrane. The transcript is spliced from 17 exons. The record is from RefSeq and is a predicted model, not a curated record.